AACACCGUCCGUUGCUGGGCAGAUUACAGUAAUUUAUGCAAUACAAUCGUCGCUGCAGCUACCAUUCAAGAGCAGGUGUCCCCGAGUGUCUCAAGUGAACUGAGGCUGCCGGCCAAGGCCCUGACACUGCGUUCCCAUGGAAACCAAGCCCGGGACCCCCGCUGUGUGGAGUCAGUCCGCCAGCACCGAAUCAGCCGAGGCGACACAGGUGCAUUUUGAAGGCAGCGCAGUCGCGCAGAUAGUGUACAGCGGUGGCAGCGGAGGUCAGGCGGAGGGGGCUCCGCAGCAGCAGGUGGUCUACACGGCGGACGGCAGCUCGUACACCUCAGUGGAGUCUUCCGAGCACACGCUUGUGUACAUCCACCCCGCAGAUGGCACGCAGGCCGGGUUUGCCGACCAGCCUCAAGUGGCGUACAUCCAGCAGGACGGCACCACCCAGCAGGUCGCCGUUUUGCUGCCAAGCGGGCAAAACAUGAACGCCGCCAGUCUGCACAUGCUCAGUAACGUGGCCGAGGCUCCGCUGGCCACGCUGGAGCCGGUGUCCCAGGAACGUCUGUCCGUAUCCAAUUCCCUCUCUGAUAUGGCGGACCCCGCAUCCAGCCCACUGGGAGCCAUGGACACCACGGACGACACAGAUGAAGACGACGACGAGGAUUCUGAGAUGGACGACUGGGAGCCUCGUCAGCCCUUCAACCCUCACAACCUCUGGUGCGAGGAGUGCAACAAUGCCAACCCCACAGAUUGUAUGGACCACGGCCCCCUGCACCCGGUCCCCAACAGGCCGGUGAUGUCCAGGGCCCGGGCCAGCCUACCCCUGAUGCUAUACAUCGAUCGCUUCCUGGGCGGGGUCUUCUCCAAGAGACGCAUCCCCAAGCGCACCCAGUUUGGCCCUGUGGAAGGACCCCUGGUUCCUGAGAGCGAGCUGCAGGACAACUACAUCCAUCUGAAACUUAGCUUGUUGGACGCAGAGAAAGAUGGUGAAAAGUCCGAGCACACGUGGCUGGACCUCUCGGGCGAGGAGAGCUGUAACUGGAUGAUGUUCGUGCGGCCCGCCGAGAACCACCUGGAGCAGAACCUGGUGGCGUAUCAGUACGGCGCCGAGAUCUUCUACACCUCCAUCAAGAACAUCGAACCCAAACAUGAGCUCAAGGUGUGGUAUGCAGCAUCCUACGCAGAGUUUGUCAACCAGAAGAUCCACAGCGUUACGGAGGAAGAGAGGAAAGUUCUGCGGGAGCAGGAGAAGAACUGGCCUUGUUACGAGUGCAGCCGGCGCUUUGUGAGCUCCGAGCAACUUCAGCAGCAUCUCAACCUGCACGAUAAAAUGAUCCAGUCUGUCAGCAGGUCCAGAGGUCGCAGCCGGGGGAGAGGCAGGAGGCGGUUUGGGACGGGAAGGAGACCGGGACGUCCGCCUAAAUUCAUACGUCUGGAUGCCCCAAUAGAAGACGAUGCGGACAAGACGACUCAGGAAAUGCUGGAGCUGGCGGAGGCACAGCCGCUGGAAGAUCCCGCUGAGGCGGCCCAGAACGGCGUUGAGGUGAUUGUGUCCGAACCCGACACGGAAGCAGAGGGACAAAUGACGUCCGAUGCCGGCGAGCCCUCCGCCGCCCAGCCCUCCGGCGUGGACCUGAGCGUGCCCGUGAAGGAGGACCCCACACAGAGCGACCAGUCGGACCCUCAGCUCUCGUCUCAGGACAUGCGGCGCGUGAAAAGGAUACGGAACGCGGCGCUACAGCAUCACUUCGUCCGGAAGAGCUUCCGUCCCUUCAAGUGCAAACACUGCGACAAGGCCUUCCGCGACAAAGACAAGCUGGACCAGCACCUGCGGGUCCACGGCCGUGACACCUUCGUCUUCCCCUGCCACCUGUGCAGCAAGACCUUCAUGAACGACACGGCACUGGACGACCACCUGCUGGUGCACACGGAGACCCGCACGUAUUCCUGUCUCUUGUGCGCCCAGACGUUCGAGCGGCUGGACUCGCUCCGAGACCACAUCGAGGUGCACGCCGUGGACGGUACCUUCACCUGCCCGUCCUGCAAGAAGACCUUUUCCGACUUUAUCCAGGUGAAGAAGCACAUCCGCUGUUUCCAUUCGGAGAAGAUCUUCCAGUGCUCGAGCUGCGAAAAAGCCUUCUGUCGGCCAGACAAGCUGCGGCUACACAUGCUGCGCCACUCUGAUCGCAGGGACUUCCUGUGCUCGACGUGCGGCAAGCAGUUCAAGAGGAAGGAUAAGCUGCGGGAGCACAUGCAGCGUAUGCACAAUCCCGAGCGGGAGGCCAAAAAGGCCGAACGCAUCCUCCGCUCCAAGAGCCUCAAACUGAAGGCCCCCACGUCCGACUUUGAGAGCUUUAUGUUCAAAUGUAGGCUAUGCAUGAUGGGAUUCCGACGCAGAGGAAUGCUGGUCAAUCAUUUGUCCAAGCGUCACCCUGAGAUGCAUGUAAAUGACGUCCCUGAGCUGACGUUGCCCAUCAUCAAGCCCAACAGGGACUACUUCUGCCAGUACUGUGACAAGGUAUAUAAGAGCGCCAGCAAGAGGAAGUCGCACAUACUGAAGAACCACCCGGGGGCAGAAUUGCCCCCCAGCAUCCGCAAGCUGCGCCCGGCUGCCCCCGGCGAGCCCGACCCGAUGCUGACCACGCACACGCAGCUGGCCGGCACCAUCGCCUACGCGCCCGUCUGCUGUCCACACUGCGCCAAACAGUACAGCAGCAAGACUAAGAUGGUGCAGCACAUCAGGAAGAAACACCCAGAGUUUGCCCAGCUCGCCAACACCAUCCAAGCUCCUCUGGCGACGGCCGUCAUCAGUAGCGCUCCCGCCGUCCUCAGCGCAGACGGCACCACCGCCGAGGCUGUCGUGACCACCGACUUGUUGACGCAGGCCAUGACGGAGCUCUCGCAGACGCUCACCGCAGAUUACAGGACGGCGCAGGGAGACUUCCAGAGGAUCCAGUACAUCCCCGUGUCCCAGGCCGGAGGCGGCCUAUCCCAGCCGCAGCACAUUCAGCUGCAGGUAGUCCAGGUGGCGCCGGCUUCCUCCCCUCAUUCCCAGCAGUCGGCCCCAGAUGGGGGCCCGCUGCAUGACCCGCAUGGCUACAGUCAGCACUCAAUCCAGGUGCAGCACAUCCAAGUCAGUGAGCCCUCAGGAUCUGGACAAGGUGUCACGCAGCCUCUCAGCCCCAACUCCCAACAGACCAAUCAGGAGCUGAGCCCUACCCAGAACCACAGCCUCCAGGGCGGCAGCAGCAACAACAGCAGCACUCAGCAGCAGCAGCAGGGGGCGGUGCAGCAUGCUUAUAUACCUGGCAACUGGAACUACAGAAGCUACCCCUCAGAGAUCCAGAUGAUGGCCUUGCCUCACGCGCAGUACGUCAUCGCUGAGGCUACCACGCCGGUCACCGGAGCCAACGGCAACCAAGUGAAAACGGCGCACUACGUCAUCUCCGAUUCCGAGCCGGACACAAAGCCGUCGGCUGCUCCGAGCUCGGGUCAGAACCACGGCGACCACCUGGAGCAGCCGAGCGGCCAGCCAGCCACCACGCAGUACAUCAUCACCACCACCACCAACGGCAGCGGCGCUAGCGAGGUCCACAUCGCCAAGCCCUGAACCUCCAUCACCGCUCCUCUGCGCCGACCUCGGCAGUUUUUUACGCAAGUGGACACUUUGGGGGGAAAGACAAAAAAAAACUCGAUGAGUUUAGAGAAGAAAAUGAAAGCCGGCACAGUUUUAUGUGUUAAUGUUGUGGUCACAUGCUGCUAUCAAAUUUACUGACACAUAUCACGGAUCUUGCAGAGUCAUCCUUUCUAACAAUUGCCAUGGACAUAUCUGGGAUAAAUUGGACAUCUUGCCGAGUCAUCAUUAUGAACAUCUCCGCAGUACUUUUUGUACGCGAAAACUGUGAGAGAAGAUGAGAAUCUUAAAGCGUUAAUGCAGUCGCCAUGUUUUCCCUCUACAUUUGCUAAUCAUGAUUUCUUUUUAAUUUUGUGUCCCAACCACAAGGCGUGUGUUUUCGUAGUAAAACGUGUCCGUAUAAAUAUAUGUUUUAUAAACUUUUUGUUUGUUUUGGACACAUUUGAAAAGAGACUUGUCAUUUACUUGAACACUGCAUACUACUUUUCUUUUAGUGAGAUUAAGUUACACGACUUUGGUGUGUAAAUAUUGUAUUAUUUUGUGUAGGCAGGAAGUGACUCGCUCAUAGGCAUCCAGGAGUGAGGGGGCGGGGCUGAUGAAUAAAUACCAACGCUCGACUUGUCCAACGAGCUCCACAAGUCGCACAA
Molecule: messenger RNA, 4272 nt
Organism: Nerophis ophidion (straightnose pipefish)
Lineage: Eukaryota; Metazoa; Chordata; Actinopteri; Syngnathiformes; Syngnathidae
Gene: prdm10
Product: PR domain containing 10
Exons: 23
Coding region: 137-3601 (1154 amino acids)
Cellular component (GO): nucleus
Molecular function (GO): protein binding
Source: RefSeq, a predicted model, not a curated record